This is a messenger RNA of Diorhabda sublineata, 3699 nucleotides long. RefSeq names its product DNA mismatch repair protein Mlh1 (gene Mlh1). The record is from RefSeq and is a predicted model, not a curated record. Gene Ontology annotation, molecular function: ATP binding; mismatched DNA binding; ATP-dependent DNA damage sensor activity. Gene Ontology annotation, biological process: mismatch repair. NCBI's taxonomy places the organism in Eukaryota, Metazoa, Arthropoda, Insecta, Coleoptera, Chrysomelidae. Bases 560 to 2758 code for a protein of 732 amino acids. Gene Ontology annotation, cellular component: MutLalpha complex. The transcript has 10 exons.
GUAGUCCAUGAUGUAAAGACUCGAAGUGAACGUUGAGAGAUUUGGCGGAUUUUUCAAAACUCAAACAGCGUAGAUUGCAACUAUGAGAAUAUAUCUCAUUAUUUAAUGCGGUAUAUGAUAAGUAUUUUUGAAGUAUUCUUCUGAAGAUGUUUUGUUUUCAUUUUAAUGUAAAUGGCCUGAGCAAAUUAUAACAAAACCUCUUGAAGCUUCCGCUUUAUUUUUUCUGUUUUGCCAUUCGUUAAUAUUUAUUAUCUCUGAAAACGAGGGUUACUUUUUUGACAGUAUUUGAUCUCUUCUUUUCCGUAUAUAGUAUUGUAUUAUGUAUUAUUUUGUAAAAUAUUGUAAUUAUAAAAAAUAGUUUGAAAAUAUUUGUCCAGAUUUUACAUGUGAAUUACAAAUUUUUUAAUUAUUUUAUCAAUCAGUAAGAUAAAGAAAUGAUAUGAGAUAGAUUUUUAUGCGGUCAUGUAUUUAGAACUGCCUAACUUCUUUUAUUUAUAGUUAUUUUGAAUUUCCUAUUGUUUACCAAAAGUUUUUUUCCAAUUAGAAUUUAACUACCAUUAUGGAACCUCCCCAGAUUAUAAAAUUAAAUGAAGACGUUAUAAACCGAAUAGCAGCUGGGGAAAUAAUACAACGACCUGCAAACGCUUUAAAAGAACUUAUAGAAAAUAGUCUUGAUGCUAAAUCAACAAAUAUUCAGAUAACCGUAAAAAAUGGGGGGCUCAAGAUGUUACAGAUUCAGGAUAAUGGAACUGGUAUAAGAAAGGAAGACUUUGAAAUAGUGUGUGAGAGAUUUACGACUUCUAAACUAAGAGAAUUCGCAGAUCUACAUAAAAUAGCUACUUAUGGUUUUCGUGGAGAAGCAUUAGCAAGUAUAUCUCAUAUUGCACAUUUGACUAUUACUUCUAAAACAAAAAAUGAUAUAUGUGCGUACCAAGGAUCUUUUGUUGAUGGUAAAUUACAGGGUUCUCCUAAACCUACUGCUGGAAAUCAAGGAACUAUUAUAACAGUUGAAGACUUAUUCUACAAUAUGAGUGUAAGAAAAAAAGCAUUAAGGUCUGCAGCUGAGGAAUAUCAAAAGAUAUCUGACGUUGUUGGUAAAUAUGCAGUUCAUAAUGCCCAUGUAGGUUUUGCGCUAAAAAGAUCGAAUGAAAGUAAUGAUAUUCGGACAAAUCCGAAUUCAAACCAAGUGGAUAAUAUACGGGUUAUCUAUGGAAAUGGAAUAGCUAGAGAGUUGAUUGAGUUUUCCAUGGAAAAUGAACAAUUUCAGUUUAAAGUCAAUGGAUACAUUUCUAAUGUCAAUUAUUCUCCCAAGAAAUUUCAAUUUUUGUUGUUUAUUAACCAUCGUUUAGUUGACUGCCAAAGUUUAAAGAGAUCUAUAGAUCAUGUAUAUUCAACCUAUUUGCCCAAAAACACCCAUCCAUUUGUUUACUUAAGUCUUGAAUUGGAUCCAACAAAUAUAGAUGUAAAUGUUCAUCCCACUAAACAUGAAGUACAUUUUUUACAUGAAGAUCAAAUCGUUGAGUGUAUUGCCACUGCAUUGGAAACUAAACUUUUAGGAUCUAAUAAUUCAAGAACUUUCUUUACACAGUCUAAGUUACCAAAAGUACUUAAUAUAGAGGUUCCAGAUGCCAAAGAGAACAAUAAUAGCCAUACUAAAACUGUAAAUGCAAGUAGUAUGGUUAGAACAGAUGCAAGAGAACAAAAAUUGGAAAAAUUUUUUGGAGAUAUUCAAAAGAAACAUGAAAAUGGCUCGACGGCACAAAAAUGUGGAAACUCAUCUUUCAUAGAAACGGAUAAUAACGCCCUCAAUGAAUCAUUUUUAAAUAGAGCAGACAAUUUGGAAACAAACAUAAAUCUGAAUAGAUCAGUUGUUGAUUCAAAGGUAGAAACAGAAGUUAAGAUGGCACAAGAUCAUCCCUCGUCUAAAACAUCUAAAAUAGAAUAUGUUGAGGAACCACAGAAAACAAUUGUUAGCAAUGAAUUGAAUGCUUUUUUCAUCAACAAAAUAACAAGGUAUGACACAAAACUAACGAGUGUUUUAGAGCUACGGAAAGAAAUAGAAGAAAAUUGCCAUAGGCUUUUAAGAGAAACAUUUGCCCAACAUGUUUUCGUCGGUAGUGUAGAUUCGUCUCAAGCAUUGAUUCAAUAUAGUACUAAAAUGUUUCUUUGUAAUACCAAAUUGGUAUUAGAAGAACUUUUCUACCAGUUUAUUAUGUAUAAUUUUCAAAAUUUCGACAGUUACAUUUUUUCCAAUAAAAUAUCAAUUUUUGAGUUGGCGAGAAUCUGUUUAGAUCUGGAGGAAACAGGAUGGACUCCUGAAGAUGGUGAUAAGUCAGAACUUUCAAAACGUAUUACACAUAUUUUAUCAGAGAAGGGACCAAUGCUGCAAGAUUAUUUUUCUAUGGAAAUAGAUGAAAUGGGAAAUAUAUGCAGUAUUCCAAUAUUAUUAGGUGUUUUAGACAAUUAUUUGCCAGAUCCAAAAGCUUUGCCGAUGUAUGUAGUUCGAUUAGCUACUGAAGUGAACUGGGAAAUAGAAAAAGAAUGUUUUCAAAAUUUUGCUAGAGAAACUGCAAGAUUUUAUUCUAACGUACCAGAAGAAGUUAAUCAAAACGGAAAGGAUUGGCAAUGGGUAACAGAACAUGUUCUUUAUCCGGCUUUAAAAGAAUAUAUCAUACCCCCUAAAAUCUUUGCGGAAAAUGGUGCACUAUUAGAAAUAGCAGAUUUGCAUAAUUUGUACAAAGUUUUCGAGAGAUGUUGAUUGUUGUUAUAUUGUGCUUUAACAAUACCAGAGAACAUAGUUGACUGAUCAUCCAUUUAAACAAUUGAGACAUUUUUAACAAAAUGUUAGAAUUUAAGUGAUUCAAAUGUACAAUUCCCAAUACCUGGUUCAUGAUAUUUAAAUGUAAAAUAUAAUUAAUUCAAAAUUGGAGGGAGAUUAUAAUUUAAACAACUGACUUCUAAUGUGGAGACUGUAUUAUCAUCUUGUGAUGAAAACUACUGAGGUGAUAUAUUUUAUUUCACAAAUGUUUCAAUUUCAAUACAGUUCAAAUAUUUUCAAUUAUUUUCUAAAACCGUUAAAUGAAUAUUUAAUUUUUUUACUUUAAAAUCGAGAGGUCUGCUCAGCUAUCUGAGGUUAACUUAUAUUUUUAAGGUCCAUUUUCAUUUCCAACUUCUUUAUAACUAUUUAAUUGUUGAUUAGCACCUCCAUUGUUCUAAUCUCAUGUAUUAUUAACGGUUCCUACAUAAAACAAUAAAUGUGUAUACCGUAGUAGUUUAGCACCUCAACUUUUCAAGAAAUGGACAGGAAAAUGAUAAAGGUAAUAAAACAAGGAAAAAAGCAAAAACUGGGGGCCAAGGAAACUAUGGAUUGAUAAGAUAUGACAUAAUGAAGGAAAAUUUUGGAGGGACUGAAAAUAAAGGUUAAAAAAUGAGUGAUGCUAAAUUAAAAUUCAACGCCUAAAAAGACAUAAGAUAAAAAGUACAUAUAUUAAGAUAACAUGGAUCAACUCUUAAUUGUGUUUAGAUAUAUUAACUAAAAUUUAUUUUUAUGAAGAGGUGUGUUUGAAAUUAUGAUAUUAAAAUAAUAAAAAUUUUAAUAAUUUAUAUUAUAUUGUACAAUUCAGUAACCUUCACUUGAUUUGUUCAACUAAUGAUGUCAUUUCAAAACUUAAAUAAAUAAGUCGACCUAAUACAAAAAUA